AAAAAAUGGAACCUUUUUUCGCUUCUGUCAACUUGGAGGACACAUCCUAUUUGAAGCAAGAGCUGCAACACAUGGAGGAGCUCCAUGAAAGCCUAUCUCAGAUGUCUGGCAAUGGCAAGAAUGCCUUGAAUGAUCGAGUACAUGAAGAAAGUUCUCGGUCUCAAACCCAUGCUUCUGGAGAGAGAGAGAAAACCCGAUGAAUCAAAUUGGAUCUAAGGAGUCUGCUAGGUCUGAGAAUUUGGUUGAUCAAUGCCAGGAUGGUGAUGCUGCCAUAUAUGGAAGAUUGAAUGCAGAAAGAAGGUUUAACAAAGUUACCCCACUGUACCAAAGAGUAUUAUCAGCUCUUAUCAUAGAAGAUGAAACUGAAGAAGAAGAAAAUGGUGGACAAAGAAAUAUGUCUGUCCAAUAUUCUAGAGAUGACUCUUCUGCUGGCACUUGCCUUAAUGUUGAUAUUGACCCUCAAAGAAGGGAUGAGAUGGAAUCUGAAUAUGAUUCUGUCUUGGGUCUUCGACUGCAGAAUAUAUAUUCCCCUGAGAAAUUUUCUUGUAAUGGGAGUACCACCUUUAACAAGGCCCCAACUGUGUUCAAUCCUUCAUGUAGUGAUGACCUUCUUCAUGGAGUUCAUAUUUCUAAGCAUUCAGAUGUUGGGUCUCUCUCUGAUAUUUUUCAUGACUGCCUGGAUGUUCCACAAGCUGUUCAGCCAAAUGGUUCUGGCAUUUCUUCCUUUGAGUUCCGAUAUGAGCAGAUGUCGCUGGAAGACAAACUGUUGCUGGAGCUGCAUAGUAUAGGCCUAAAUCCAGAGACUGUGCCUGAUCUAGCAGAAGGAGAGGAUGAAGUAAUUAAUCAAGAAAUUAUGGAACUUGAAAAGAAACUUUACCAACAGGUUGGGAAGAAGAAGAUGCACUUAAACAAAUUAUCUAAAGCUAUUCAAGAGGGGAAGCAAGUGGAAGAACGUGCCCUUGAGCAGGUUGCAUUGAAUAGACUUGUUGAGAUGGCAUACAAAAAGCAGUUGGCCACUCGAGGAAGCAGUGGGUCAAAAAGUGGUGUCAGUAAGGUCUCAAAGCAACUUGCAUUGGCUUUUAUGAAGAGGACUCUUGAUAGAUGUAGGAAAUUUGAAGAAACAGGCAAAAGUUGCUUUAGUGAGCCUGCACUUCGAGAUGUUAUUUUGGCUGCACCUCUUUGCAGCAAUGAUGCAGAAUCUAUAAUUCAUCCUGAAGGUCUUAAGUGUCAACCAGAGCCCAGGGCAUCAGGCUCCUUUACCAACAGGGCUGGGCGGAAUGAUUAUAAUAAUGAUAAAAUUGAAAGGGGAUUAUUAGACACACAUGAAACACUAAACCACUCAUCUGACCAAGAUUUUGCCAAAAAGUGGCCCAAUAUUGAACAGAGGAAAGAAGAAGGAAGUGCUGCUUGA
Messenger RNA from Vitis riparia (riverbank grape), 1411 nucleotides. RefSeq lists its product as uncharacterized. The transcript is spliced from 8 exons. The record is from RefSeq and is a predicted model, not a curated record. Bases 197 to 1411 code for a protein of 404 amino acids. NCBI's taxonomy places the organism in Eukaryota, Viridiplantae, Streptophyta, Magnoliopsida, Vitales, Vitaceae.